UUGAAGCUCUUUACCAAAUCAAAGAAAAGUUGACCUUACGGUGUUUAAUACUUAUUUCAUCCACAUAAUUACCUUUCACCAUGGAAGAAGAGAACUGGGCCAAGCGAACAAGAAGCUAUCUUGCCUCUACUCUCCCUCUGGACACAGGAAGAGCUAUCAUGUUCCACCCUGAGCAAGGAUCGAGCAGAAAUCUCCCUCAAUUGGACAAUACAGACAAUUCUCCUCCUGAGCAGUCGACUACUAUGAGUGGGAAAGAAGCUAAACAGUUUUAUGAAGAGGUACUUUCGAUGCCCCAAGAACAUAAUUUUACUCGGCGUAAAAGAAAACUGAAGCCAUCAAGAACGGGACGAGCUAUCGCUAAACCAAAAUCAAAGGUGUUGGAGAGAUUGCCAACAAUCGGUGAAGUAUUUCGUUUUGCUCAAGAUGGGGAGUUGGACUCGUUAAGAUUAGUUCUAUCGAAGGGACAUUAUAAUGUGAAUAUAACUGAUAACUUUGGUUGGACUUUACUGAUGAGUGCGGCUUAUGCUGGACACACGAACACAGUUGGAUAUUUGUUGAGUAUCGGAGCAGAGUGGAGAAAAAUGGUAGACAGCUCAGGACAGAAUGCUGUGGAUCUUGCAUUGAGUGCUGGCCAUACUCACAUAGCUGAACUCCUGGAACCUUGUGAAGAUAAUAAAGAUUCACCAGAAGCAAAAGACAAUAGUUCUUAUAAAGACGCUAGUUCUUAUAAAAACGCUGUCGAAUCUCACGCUUGUGUUCAAGACACUAAUGAAAAUGGAGGACCAUAUUUUUGUGAUAUCUGCCAGUUAACAAUUUCUCAAGACAUUCCACACAAGCACGGCACAUCCACACUUCACCAGUUUAACUGUCAAUACCAACCCGGUGUACACACAGUCUAUGGCAUCCCUCAGUCGAACAGAGGCUAUCAAAUGCUGCUCAGGGAAGGCUGGGAUCCGGAAGGAGGUCUUGGCUCCGAGCAGCAAGGUCAACAGUUUCCAGUGAAGACUGUUCUCAAAAGAGACCGACUUGGAUUUGGUAUUAAAGGGAAGGAUAAAGCUCGAGUGACUCAUUUUGAGGCCGGAGACACAGCUGCUAUAAGGAGGCCCAGCGAGGAGUGUUUUGUGGAUGCCAAACAGUUAAAGAAGAAGGACAUUGUAAGAGAAGCUAAAAAGGACAAACAAUGGGAGCUGAGAAUGAGACAGUACCUUAACACUGACGCUAAUUUUUGAGCUUAUAUUUUUAUCCCCACGACAUAAUAAAUAAAUCUAUGUAUAAUUAUGUGUGUACAUGCAUGUGUAUGGACUGUAUGGUAUUAAUCAUUAAUGUAACUACUGUGAAACAAACUUGCUGUAUUUAGCUUGUAAGAUGGACAUAUUUACCAAAUGACAAUAGAAUGGAAUGGCCAGCAGUUAGCUUGUAAGAUGGACAUAUUUACCAAAUGACAAUAGAAUGGAAUGGCCAGCAGAGAAGAAGUGUUUAAAGACAAGGUCUUAGAGGCACACCACAAACGACUGUAUGGCAAUCCCAAUGUGGAGAACCACUCAAGUUCUGCGGAUCAAGAAUCAGAUUCCAAUGAUCCUGGGUCUCACGUCUCCAAGCAAGUACAGUCUGAUUCCAGUACCUAUCUAGUCGAUGAAGAAAGAGGGUCUCUGCAUUCGGUUCAUGAGACAUUUUUGAAACGCCAAUUAAAGCAAUCUGCAAGGUACCAUCACUUGAUGAGGGAACUGCCUCAAACAGUUUCGUCAAAGAGAAAACUUGAUACAUCCCUCACUGAAGCAGAUAUUGCUGCUCCACCCAACAAAAGCUUCAGAAUAAAUGAGAACCCCGAUGGUAGCACACUUGUGAGAGGUCAGAGAAUGGUUUCUGCUCAAGAGAAGAACAAAAGACGGAAAGAAAAAAAGAAAAAAGCUAAAGAGAAGAAGCCAAUGGCUACAAGCAAACAAACUAUUUAGAUACCAAAAGUAUGUUUUAAAAGAGAGAUUCUGUAGAAACCCUAAAAUGAAGCGGUAGAGUUUAUAGCCUCAGCCCCAGGCCGAUUUUUUUUAAUAGAAUGAAGUUGAAAAAUACAGCGUAGCUAAAGACAACUCGGCUGGGAACGAGGCUAUAGAGUUUAUAGAUCUAUCUCUAGAUUGAUACAAA
Halichondria panicea is the source of this 2139-nucleotide messenger RNA. Its product is annotated as G patch domain and ankyrin repeat-containing protein 1 homolog. The record is from RefSeq and is a predicted model, not a curated record. Gene Ontology annotation, molecular function: protein binding; nucleic acid binding. NCBI's taxonomy places the organism in Eukaryota, Metazoa, Porifera, Demospongiae, Suberitida, Halichondriidae. The transcript is spliced from 2 exons. Bases 81 to 1229 code for a protein of 382 amino acids.